AUGGAAUCUCCCUCCCUCUCGUACGCCCUCCCCCCAGAACUCACCAACCUGACCCAUCUUUUGUACUGGCCUCCAACUCCUGAAGAUAAGGGGGACUUCUUGGCCUCCACCAGCCCCCUGACCUCCACCUACCACCUGAGGCGUCCUGGCCAGGCCAGCUAUGCCCUGGGAGACUCCCUGGAGGCCAUCCUGGUGGCCAGAGACCACCGGGGCACACCCAAGACCCACGGUGGGGAUCUGUUUCGGGCACAGCUUCUGGGUCCGGACUUGAAGGCGGGGGCCUCUGGGGACGUUCAGGAUCUGGAGAAUGGCACCUACCUGCUGUCCUUCCCGCUGCUCUGGGCUGGGAAGGCCCAGGUGCAAGUGCGGCUGAUCCACUCCAGCGAGGCGGUUGCGGUUCUUCAAAGAAUCUGGAGAGAGAAAAAGGCCACAGUUGAUUUUAGAGGCUAUUUCCGGGGACCUACUGGGAAAGAAGAGACUGUGACUUGCAAUAUUGAUCCCCAGUCAACUGGAGCAAAAGGGCCCACAUGCCAGUAUAGAGAUGUGGAUUCUGGUGAGCUCUGGUUCUGCGCUCAACCCCGUACCCUGCCCUGCAAGUCUUUGGUUGAACAUUCGAGUGGGAGUUACCUGAAGGUGACUACAAAACAUGAUGAUGCCCUGUUGGCCUGGAAUGUGACAGACAAGGUGCUCCCUCAGGGUAUUUCCCCAAUCCAGAUCAGAACAGCAGCCACAGGGAACAGCCUAGCUCUGUCCCCACCACACCCUUGCCACCCUGGACUUCAAGCCCCAAAGCCCUCUGGCUUCUACCACCAGGACGUGUGGCACUCACUGACCUGCUCCAGCCGCUCCUUCUCCACUGGUGACAGCAUCCUGGGCUGCCUGGCUGGCCACGUUGUCCACAUGAUGGGGGACUCCACACUUCGGCAGUGGUGGGAGUACCUGCGUGACACCUUGCCCUCCCUGAAGCCAAUGAACCUGCACGUCACCUACCAGACAGGGCCCCUGAUGGCCGUGGAGACCUCGCGGAACAUCGUGCUGCACUGGCGGGCCCACGGCCGGCCCCUGCGCUCCCUCCGCACGCCCGUGGCCUCCCUGCACUCCGUGGUCCGGGUGCUGGGGGGCCUGGCGGGGGGCCCCCACACCGUGGUGGUGCUGGGCCUGGGCGCCCACUUCACCACCUUCCCUCCGUCCAUCUUUGCGCAGCGACUGGCAGGGAUCCGGGCGGCCGUGGCCGCCCUGCUGGCCCGGGAGCCCCUCACCCUUGUGGUCAUCAAGCUGGCCAACACGGGCUACAAGUCUGUGUACGGCAGCGACUGGUUCACCCUGCAGCUGAACCGGCUCCUCCGAGCCGCCUUUGCUGGCCUCCCUGUGGCCUUUGUGGACGCCUGGGAAAUGACCUCCAGCCUGGCCCUGCCCGACGACAUCCAUCCAAAACCGCUCAUCAUUGGCAACGAAGUGAACUUCUUCCUCUCCCUGAUCUGCCCCACCUGAGCGCCCCUGCGGGUCCUGGUGGCCCUGCAUGGAGUGUGGCAGCGAUUGAGUAACUAACCG
This is a messenger RNA of Condylura cristata (star-nosed mole), 1551 nucleotides long. RefSeq names its product NXPE family member 3-like. The record is from RefSeq and is a predicted model, not a curated record. The coding region runs from base 1 to 1491 and encodes 496 amino acids. Lineage: Eukaryota; Metazoa; Chordata; Mammalia; Eulipotyphla; Talpidae. The transcript has 4 exons.